This is a messenger RNA of Macroventuria anomochaeta, 1165 nucleotides long. Its product is annotated as Sedlin. The record is from RefSeq and is a predicted model, not a curated record. Bases 118 to 678 code for a protein of 186 amino acids. The transcript has a single exon. Gene Ontology annotation, cellular component: nucleus; cytoplasm; TRAPP complex. Gene Ontology annotation, biological process: endoplasmic reticulum to Golgi vesicle-mediated transport. Lineage: Eukaryota; Fungi; Ascomycota; Dothideomycetes; Pleosporales; Didymellaceae.
CCACGAUCAGCAGUUCACGCCAAACACAUACCGCGCGAUCUCGCACAAACCAACUCAAGGAACUCAGGGGACACCUCCCUCGCAUUGGACCUCCCACGGACUGGAACACACCGCACAAUGUCCUACACCUUCUCUAUCCUCUCCCCCCUCGACGUCCCCCUCUUCACUCACGACUUCGGCACCUCCCGCUCGGGCGGCGACGGUGUCGCACGCUUCACCCCCUCAGAACGCGCCUUGGUCCCCUUCAUUCUGCACUCCGCGCUCGACAUCGUCGAAGAAGUCCAAUGGGGGCCCUCCACCUCCUCCGGCAGCGCGCCCAUGUACCUCAAGCACAUCGACAAGUACCAGAACUGCUACAUUUCGUGCUGGAUUACGGGCGCGAAUACACGGUUUCUCCUCUUGACGCGGCCGCGCGAUGAGAGUCUGGGGCUGACGGGAAGUGGAGGCGGUGCGAGGGGGAGUUUGGCGGGCGGGCGAGCGGCGCUGGGAGGUGGGCAGGGACUGUAUAAUCCAACCAGUCCGGCGACGGAGGAGGCGGUGAAGAACUUCUUUGUCGAUGUGUAUGAGGCCUGGAUGAAGACUAUUAUGAAUCCGUUCUUUCAGGUGGGCAACGGGGAUGUGGUUAAGAGCCCCGUGUUCAGGCAGAGGGUUGCUGCGGCGGCGAAAAAGUAUCUGUGAAAGGGAGAAAGACUUUAGGAAACGAGCAUGAGGACCUGAUGUCCGUUGGAAAUUCAAGGGGGACAAAGUCCACGUGAGAAGUCCACACUCAAGAGUAGUUGGGAUCUGCCAGCCUGAGGCGUUGUUGCUAUGAUACCCAGCAGCACUUGCCCUGCUAAAAGCCUCUCAAGGAUCUGCAUGGCACGAAGGAUGGCACCCUAUCGCAGCAAGACAUGGCGUUGAAGGUUAAUUGCCAACGUCCUGCGGUUCCAUCCGACCUGCACUCGAGCGCAAUUCUCAGCCUCUUGUAGCACCUGGCCCCGCUCUCGGCUGUUCGGCUACGAUAGGCUAUCUAGGACAGUGAACGAGAAGAAAGGGAAGAAAACAUCGCUGAGCAGAUUAGGUUCUUCCAUCCAGGGCCUGGUUCUGAUGAGGACAUAUCUGGCUACCUCACAAAGACAGAAGUCAGUUAGUAUUACGUGGCCUUCAGAAUAUGAAUGAUUCGUCA